AUGGAUAAAGAAAAAGGUAAACUGUGGGAAAUAGUAGCAGGAUAUAAAGGGGAAAUCAAGCUUUUACAUACAAAGGAUAUAGUGGUUAAUAAUGAGUUUCAGACAUUUAAAGACAUUAUUAAUAGGAUUGGACGUGAAGACGAAAGACAGAAGACUUUCGAAACGUCCCCCUCUACACUUGUGUCUCUUCAACAGGUGAGUAAUAUGUUCAUCAUGAGUCUGGCGAUCGCUGAUCUCACAGUUGGAAUGAUAGUUAUGCCCAUCAGCUCGGCGUAUGCUAUUACAGGAAAUUGGAUGUUUGGAAUAGUCGUGUGUCAGUUCUGGCUGUCGAUGGAUUAUACUGCUAGCACGGCUUCCAUCUUAAACCUGUUCAUCUUGAGCUUGGAUCGUUACUGGUCUAUAAGGUCCCCUUUAAAGUACCUGCGAAAAAGGACUAAAAAGAGGGCGCUAAUAAUGAUUGGGGUCGCGUGGCUUGUGUCGGCUAUGUGGAUCGUCCCGAUCAUUGGCUGGCACUACUGGUACAAUGACGGUGUUCGAAAACAGCCUGAAGAAGUCUGUGAAACGGAAUUUGCCGACAACGUCCUUUUUAAAUUGUCUACGUCGACGGCAAAUUUCUACGUCCCGAUGGUUCUGAUGAUAUGCUUGUACGCAAGGAUCUUCCACGAAAUUAAAAAACGCAGUAAAUUUGAGAUUGGUCAGUGCAACACAGGCGGAGGAGGACCUAAUGAUGAAAAUAGGUUCUCUGUAGAAGAUAACGUUCCAGAUCAAACACGGCCACUGAGGAGCACUCGUUGGAGGAAUGGCCGCAGUCUCAAGAAUAGAGACGCCUGUCGAAAACGGAUUUGUACUUCUUCUUUCGACGACGAAUAUGAGGAUUAUGGGGUUGUUGAUAAGCGAGUAGGCCUAAACUGUUCUCGAAGUAACGAUUUUGUACAGGUAGCUUGUCCCAGAAAGCAUCGUGAAAACUACGGAAGUCGAAGAGCUUGCAUCCAAACGACGAGCAGGGAUUCUGAUAUCAGCUCAUGCUUUCCAAAACAGUCUUCCAAAGAUCGAGAGUUUCGGGACAUGACAGUUGUGAUGCUUCCGUCGCCGGAAUACAGCAAAAGAGAUCUCGAAACGUCGGUUUUCAAACAGAACUUUGACGAAACUGCUGAGAAAAUGGAGUUCCUGCCUGACAACGGAACUAAAAUGGAGUUCCUGCCUGACAACGGAACUGAUGAACGCGAUACGAUGUUGCAAGAAACUGAGGCGAGCGGAAACUACCCCACCGCUAUCACGCUUGAUAGGAAAAGAACCAGCAAGUUGAAGGACACCAGAGAGACUGUUUCUGAGAUCAAAUCUAAACUGUGUCAACCAACAUUACGAAAAUCUCGGAAAACUUUCUUCAACCGUAAGAAGAAACAAACAACUUUAGAACUGGUUCAAUUGUAUUCUUCUGACGAAUCAAGCAGAAGAGGCUCUGGUAAAUCUAGAUAUGAUCCCGAAAUAGUAUCCCUUGACCACCAUAGGUCGUUAGAUCGAUUUGAUUCUGUUCCCUCUCGGUCUGUCAGCCGUUUGAGUCUCAGGCAAGGUACCCGAUUCUUACCAAACCUUACAACCGCACUGCGCAUGCGUGUGACAAGAAAGAACAUGGCGUCUUCCUUACGACAAGAGAAGAAGGCAGCACGUCAACUGGGAGUUAUCAUGGGUGCCUUCGUAUUGUGCUGGCUACCUUACAUAAUAUCUUUCAUUGUUACUGCUUAUUGUGAAGACUGUAUAGACCCCAAAAUUCAUACCGCUACCAGCUGGUUAGGAUACUUGAAUUCUACCAUGAACCCUUUUCUCUACGCGUUAUGUAAUGAUAACUUUAAAAGGUCUUUCAAGAAAAUGUUCCGAAGAGGUUCCACGAAUUCCAUGUUUUUUCCAACUUCAGCAAACGCUAAACCCGAUCACUUAUUUGCCUAA
This is a messenger RNA of Limulus polyphemus (Atlantic horseshoe crab), 1944 nucleotides long. Its product is annotated as histamine H1 receptor-like. The coding region runs from base 1 to 1944 and encodes 647 amino acids. Gene Ontology annotation, cellular component: plasma membrane. Gene Ontology annotation, biological process: adenylate cyclase-activating adrenergic receptor signaling pathway. Gene Ontology annotation, molecular function: G protein-coupled acetylcholine receptor activity. Lineage: Eukaryota; Metazoa; Arthropoda; Merostomata; Xiphosura; Limulidae. The transcript is spliced from 3 exons. The record is from RefSeq and is a predicted model, not a curated record.